AUGGCGGCCAAAGCAUCCGUACUCAUUGAGCUUCUAAGCACCGUGAUGGAACUGGUCACCAAUGUCCUCAUUGAGCGUGGGCAGCGUGUCUUGGGACGAAAGCUUCAAGUGAAAUACUUUGAAGCAUUCACCAAACGAGACUUGGAAUGGUGGCGAGCCAUGGAACGUGACGGGAAAGAGGCGUGGACCUUUAUUUGGCUCUUGUACGAAGCCAGCGACAAUGUUGAAAAGUUCUUGUCCACUCCACAGGACAUGGUCAGCAAUAUCACCACCAUUGUCACCCACGUCUACGUCAUUUACAGGGCAUCUAGCAGCAGCGUGUACACACUCCUUGCGGCGCAGUUUGCAGUCAUUGCAUUCAAUUUCAUGUCAUCUUUUGGCUUUCGAUGGCUUCAUAAGUUUGCUGUCAGGGGAGUUUUGGAAGGCGAUGAAUGGACUUGGAUGGACCGUUUGGAUCCAAGCUAUGUUCGAAUGUUCAAAUCAUUUGCUCGGUGCGAGAAGGAAGUCAAAGUCUACACGGAAAGUCUCGCCUGCGAGGCUCAGAAAAGCCAGCGAGAGUUUAUGGUCGAGUCCUUGCGCAAGCCAAUUGAUGCCAUCGCCAAACAAGCAGGUGAAGUGAAGUUGGAGACACAACGCAAACAUCGUUGGAGAUUGCUCAGAAGUGUCAUAAAGCAAGCAGCCCAGUUGCAUAAGGUGUACGAUAUGUGCACCUUGAAGUCUAAAAUUGACCCUGACAGCGGACUUGUGCCACCCAAUAGAGCCAAAGGCCAUAUCAAAUUCGAGGAGGUUCAAUUUUCGUAUCCUAGGGGUGCAGAGGUGCUCAAAGGGGCGUCAAUGGCGGUCGGCCCGGGUCAGACAUUGGGAAUAACUGGAAGUGCAGGCUGUGCAAGUCCACAGCUAUGCGCCUCCUUGAAAGGUUCUAUGAUGUCACUGGGGGGCGCAUCCUUUUAG
Molecule: messenger RNA, 951 nt
Organism: Seminavis robusta
Lineage: Eukaryota; Bacillariophyta; Bacillariophyceae; Naviculales; Naviculaceae
Source: the annotation of a GenBank genome assembly